AUGCUUUCUCCCAGUUAUCUGCUGGCUGUCAUCUUCAUUUCUAUUCAGGGAUCCUGUGGAGAGAUUGUGAUGACUCAGACUCCGGAUUCUAUCUCUGUGUCCCCGGGACAGACAAUCACCAACACAUGUACAUCCAGUGCUGAUAUUUUAUUCCGGCUUAGCCUGGUACCAACAGAAGCCCCAACAACCUCCAAAGCUUCUUAUCUAAUUAUGCUCAAGCACUCGUCUAUCUGGGAUCCCGGACAGGUUCAGUGGUUCCAGAUCUGGAAAUGUAUACAAACUAACCAUCCACUGGAGGGACUGAAGAUGAUGAAGGAAGAUAUUACUGUUUGCAGUAUGACACCACCCCGUUCA
Molecule: messenger RNA, 354 nt
Organism: Staurois parvus
Lineage: Eukaryota; Metazoa; Chordata; Amphibia; Anura; Ranidae
Source: the annotation of a GenBank genome assembly